Molecule: messenger RNA, 699 nt
Organism: Solanum pennellii
Lineage: Eukaryota; Viridiplantae; Streptophyta; Magnoliopsida; Solanales; Solanaceae
Exons: 4
Coding region: 1-699 (232 amino acids)
Source: RefSeq, a predicted model, not a curated record
AUGAGGGGCCGUCCCCGAACGCAUAAGAUAGAAAAAGGACCCCCUAGCCCAGACCCUGCUGAAAAACAUGAGCAACUUCAGUUAGAAGUUCCGCUCGAGUGGAAUGGUUAUUGGUACUCUCUUUCAUAUCCUCCUCCUGUUGGUUAUAUACUCUUAUGCGCCUUUCUUCUUCGAACCUUUUGGUAUGUAUUGCCCCCUAACUAUAGAUCAGAUCCACCAGACAAGAAACUCAAUUCCGCACUGCUGCUGAGUCGUCGGACUUAUCCACCAAGGGAUGCGUGGAAUUUCUCGCCCUCUUUUGGGUAUGCAGGUACUAAGAGCCCUCUCACUACCAACCAGCGGACAUCAUCUGGCUGGGUCUUGCCGGGGAGAUCGGAGAAACAGGGAACGCCUAGACGACGUUUUUCUUCCUGGGCUGCAGUAAGUAGAUCGAGAGGUCGUUCCGCUCCUUGUCCCCGAAUAUGGGGAAUAUGUUCUCAUAAAAUCUUGCUCCAAUCUGACCUAGCUUGCGAGCGAUCCCAGUUCGCGACAGUGAACAACACAGCAAGCGAGCGUACUUUUGUUCGCUUCUUCUCCACCAAGCACGGAAGUUUAAGGAUAACUGUAGGUCGGUGGCUACCUAAUGAAACUCCGAUUCGAUCCGCCCCCCGGCUGGGAGGCAUCUACCUCAUCCCGAUCACAAGGAGAGGUUCACUAUGA